AACAACAAAAAAAUCGCCGAGCGCCUGAUGAGCAAAAGAAUCGUUAUUUCUCAUACUACGAUGAACAAGGUUUUCGAACAAUAUGGGCCCGAGAGUGAAGGGAAUAGUUCGCCUGUAAAGCGCCUUCGAAAUCAGUCCCUACCCAAAGUGCGCACCAACUCCCUUAUCGCCAAGCCAAGAAAAAUCUGUUACGAGCUUAAGGGAUCCAAAAAUCCCGAAAAUUUGACGAAAUUUUGUAACGUUAAAAAAUCACAGGGUGUUAUGUUUGUCGCCGGAAUUUCGUAUCGCGGCCCAACAGCAACCCGGUUCAUUCCUACUGCUGCUAAAGUAACCGCCGAUUUCUACAUUCAAAACGUAAUGAAGCUAUUAGCGCGAGAAAACUUCCCCCGCCUCUAUCCAGGCGAAGAAAAGAAGGUGAUACUGCACCAGGACUCCGCUCCCGCUCAUGCUACCAAUAAAACCUGCCAGUGA
This is a messenger RNA of Paramacrobiotus metropolitanus, 471 nucleotides long. RefSeq lists its product as uncharacterized. The annotation marks the transcript as partial. Gene Ontology annotation, molecular function: nucleic acid binding. Lineage: Eukaryota; Metazoa; Tardigrada; Eutardigrada; Parachela; Macrobiotidae. The transcript has 2 exons. The record is from RefSeq and is a predicted model, not a curated record.